Molecule: messenger RNA, 715 nt
Organism: Solanum verrucosum
Lineage: Eukaryota; Viridiplantae; Streptophyta; Magnoliopsida; Solanales; Solanaceae
Exons: 1
Coding region: 38-712 (224 amino acids)
Source: RefSeq, a predicted model, not a curated record
AAAACAAAAAUUCUGUUUUCUAAUGCACAAUUAAUAUAUGGCUGCUGAAGAAGUACUACUCCUCAAGCUCUUUGAUACUUAUUGGUUUGAACAAGAAAUAUUAUUUACCAACACACAUAAAUUCAAGAAACUAUUUCAAGAAAAUCCUCAUGAAAUUCAAGAAUCAUCAAAUCUCUUAGGUCGAUCACAAAGUGAUUACUCUUCAAAAAUAUCGUCAGAUGCAUGUCAGAUACUUCAAAAGCAGAACAUUUUUGAAGGAUCAGAUACAAGUCCGAGUUUUAGUAGUCAACUUGGGAACUCUCCAACUUCUGUUAUUAUCACACAUAACAGAGUUGCACAAGAAGUAAAAAUGAAGGCUAGAAAAGGAGUUAAGGGAAUUAUUCGAAUUCGGAGAAGCUCAUCGGAGCUUGAACUUGAGGAAUUAAAGGGGUUUAUGGAUUUGGGAUUUGAGUUUAGUGAAGAAGAUAAGAAUUCAAGUUUGGUUACAAUUGUUCCUGGAUUGGAGAAAUGGGGAAUUGUUGAUGAAAAAAUUGAAAAUAAAAAGGAUAUUGUUCAUAAAAGGCCUUAUCUUUCUGAAGCAUGGGAGAUUCUUGAAAAAAGAAAAAUGAGUAAAAAAUUGUUGAAAUGGAGAUUUCCAGCUAUGAAUAAUGAUAUGAAUAUGAAACAUAAUCUUAGAUUUUGGGCUCAAACUGUUGCAUCAACUUUCAAAUGAAAA